Messenger RNA from Sarcophilus harrisii (Tasmanian devil), 2789 nucleotides. RefSeq names its product mitogen-activated protein kinase kinase kinase 8 (gene MAP3K8). The record is from RefSeq and is a predicted model, not a curated record. NCBI's taxonomy places the organism in Eukaryota, Metazoa, Chordata, Mammalia, Dasyuromorphia, Dasyuridae. Gene Ontology annotation, molecular function: protein kinase activity; ATP binding. Gene Ontology annotation, biological process: protein phosphorylation. Bases 470 to 1873 code for a protein of 467 amino acids. The transcript has 8 exons.
AGUGGAGAGGGAGGAGGGAGGAGGGAGAAUAGUGGUGAAAUUUUCAGGGGUAAGGGACUGAGCACACGGUUCCCAGCAGGGAGGAACUCAGCUGUGGGUGGAGCUCAUCUGUCUUCCCAGCACUGUUAGGCAGAUUGUUAGUAACAUCACUCCUCCGGCCCUCCGGCUCCGGAGUAUUGGCUAUCAAGGGGAUAUUAGAGUCCUGGCUAGAGAGUCCACUUUACAAAAGGGGAAACGGAGGCCCGAUGAAGUUAAGUAACCUGGCCAUGUCAUAAACAGUAACAGAACUGAGAUUUGAAUAACUUCUGUCCCCUGCCUCCAAAUCCAGUAGUCAGGAGCAAUGUGAUACCGGAGGAAGCCACACGACAGCUGUCAGAGGACCUCACUGAUACAAUAUUUAUAAGACAUUGAACUUAACCUGCCUGGUGGACCUCGGUUUUCUCACGGUUGAUCCAGGAACACAACAGUAAUGGAGUAUAUGAGCACGGGAAGUGAUGAUAAAGAAGAAAUUGAUUUGUUGAUUAAACACUUGAAUGUGUCUGAUGUCAUAGACAUGAUGGAAAAUUUCUAUCCAAGUGGAGAACCUGCAGUUUAUGAACAUAGCCUUGUCAACAUGGGCCAGGACACUAAUCAAAAUGAAGAGCGUGCAGAAUCACUUUUACUUAGUGGUCAGGAGGUUUCUUUGCCAUCAUCUGUCAAAUAUGGAACUGUGGAAGACUUGCUUGCUUUUGCAAAUCAUGUUUCCAAUGCCACAAAGCAUUAUUGUGGAUGUCGGCCACAGGAAUCUGGAAUUCUGUUAAAUACAGCCAUUACCCCCCAAAAUGGGAGGUACCAGAUCGAUGCUGAUGUUUUUCUCUUUCCAUGGAAGCUGACUUAUAGGAAUAUUGGCUCUGAUUUCAUUCCCCGGGGAGCUUUUGGAAAAGUAUACUUAGCACAAGAUAGGAGGACAAAAAAAAGAAUGGCAUGUAAACUGAUUCCAGUAGAUCAAUUCAAGCCAUCAGAUGUUGAAAUUCAGGCCUGUUUCCAUCAUGAAAAUAUUGCAGAACUAUAUGGUGCUGUCUUAUGGGGUGAAACUAUCCAUCUCUUUAUGGAAGCGGGUGAAGGAGGAUCUGUUAUGGAGAAGUUGGAGAGCUGUGGGCCAAUGAGAGAAUUUGAAAUUAUUUGGGUCACGAAGCAUGUUCUGAAGGGACUUGAUUUUCUUCACUCAAAGAAAGUAAUACAUCAUGAUAUUAAACCCAGCAACAUUGUUUUCAUGUCGACAAAAGCUGUGUUGGUAGAUUUUGGCCUGAGUGUUAAAAUGACAGAAGAGAUAUAUUUUCCUAAGGAUCUUCGGGGAACAGAGAUUUACAUGAGCCCAGAAGUGAUUCUCUGCAGAGGCCAUUCGACAAAAGCCGAUAUCUACAGCUUGGGGGCCACCCUCAUCCACAUGCAGACGGGUACCCCUCCCUGGGUAAAACGCUACCCUCGGUCUGCCUAUCCCUCCUACCUUUACAUAAUUCACAAGCAAGCUCCUCCUUUGGAAGACAUCGCUCAGGACUCUAGCCCAGGUAUGAGAGAACUGAUAGAAGCAGCAUUGGAAAGAAACCCCAACCAGCGGCCGACUGCGGCCGACUUAUUAAAGCACGAGGCCCUGUACCCUCCCCGAGAGGAGCAGCCGCGUUGUCAGAGUCUGGACUCGGCCCUUUUUGAGAGGAAAAGAAUAACAAGAAAGGAUUUGGAACUGCCAGAGAACAUCACAGAUUCCUCUUCAUGCACAGGGAGCACAGAAGAAUCUGAAGCAAUGAAGAGGCAACGGUCUCUCUACAUCGACCUCGGAGCCCUGGCUGGCUAUUUUAACAUUGUCCGAGGACCUCCCACGCUGGAGUAUGGUUGAUAGUCAGCACCGUCUGCUUUGAGUUAGUUUAUCUUCUCCUAGAAGAUUUAAAAAUGAAUCUGCAUAGUGACUACGUAGUUGGUGGUACCACGGGUCUUUUAGCUAGAUGGUAUGGACUCUACGUUGCUCACAUACAGUUGAUUUCUGAAACUGGACUGGUACAAACUAAGAAGAAAUGUUCUCACGUUCCUGAUGAUAAACCCCAAAUAAGAUGGUUGAUAUGAUUAGAAGAAGGACUUUGUGGUGAUUGGUUCCAUCUACUAUGUACUUUGAUGUUUUCAGUUUUGGAUGAUUAUAAGAAUACAUUAAUGUAGAAAUUAUGACUUGUGUUUCUAAGUUGGAUAAGAAAUCUUCAUUUAUUGGAGAAUGUUUAUUGUUUUUGGACGGUGUUUUCUUGAGCCCUUGAUGUUAGAUUCUGGAAAAAAUUGAAUUGACUCUUCUGAGGGAUGCUAAGAGUACUGUUUUAAUCACCAAUAAGGUCAGCCAGUGUAAUGGAAUGGCUAAUUGAAUGUAUCCCUAGCAAUCUGUCACUAAUGACGUCCUAUUAUGUUCCUAUGGAAACAAUUUUUACUGUACAUGCUGUGCUUAAUACAUUUAAAACACAAUGUUUUGGAUGUUGGCAAAACUGUGUAAACCACAUAAUUCUGUACAUCCGAUGGGAUGAAUGAGUGAACUUCUAGGAAAAACUGAAACAUUUGUAAUGUUGAAAUGCUUGAAGCAUUUGAGUUUUGAAGGAACAUACUGUGUAUGUUGUAUAUCAAAUGCUUCCAGGAACAAUCCUGUACUUUUGACAUUAUGAAAUAUUUAAGAAUAUUAUUAAAAUGUGUUUUUGGGUAACAAAAUAUGAUGAAGCAAAAUAUUUUGUCUAAUGUGGACUGGUCAAUCAGCUGAAUAAAUUCCAUAUUUUGUCUUAGCU